UUUCCAAAUGGUCAGUCUGCCCCUGAUACACUGGAAUUAUUGUUUACUACUAAUGGUGGCGAUCAGCGAUUUAUAAUGGGGCUGUGGGAGUGUGGCCGGAAAUCUGACAUUAACUGACAUCGCCAGUGACAUUGAUCAGUGAUAAUACUAUACACUGUCACUGUACUAAUGACAUUGGCAGGGAAGGGGUUAACAUCUAGGGCGAAGAAGGGGUUAAAUGUGUGUCUAACUAUUUUUCUCCCUGUCAGCUCGUGCACACUGCUUUGGAUGGCUAUGCACAGCACAGCCAUGCAAAGCAUUGUGCUUACAGUGAAGCAC
Messenger RNA from Staurois parvus, 318 nucleotides. NCBI's taxonomy places the organism in Eukaryota, Metazoa, Chordata, Amphibia, Anura, Ranidae. The record is from the annotation of a GenBank genome assembly.